Messenger RNA from Capsicum annuum, 1650 nucleotides. RefSeq lists its product as uncharacterized. The transcript has 9 exons. Lineage: Eukaryota; Viridiplantae; Streptophyta; Magnoliopsida; Solanales; Solanaceae. The coding region runs from base 260 to 1234 and encodes 324 amino acids. The record is from RefSeq and is a predicted model, not a curated record.
UAUUAUAACUUAUUUCUCACAACCAAACAUUCUAUAAAAACUUUUUAUGUUAGAGACGUACCAGGUAAAAACCGUUCGAAAUCCACCGAGGAAAGGAGGAGAAAGUGUGCAACUACCACAACGAAAAAGUAGAGCAACGGUUUUCCAACGUGCUACUCAAGAUUAUACUUUUCAAGUUGAGCAAUUUUUUGGUGAGCGCUACCUCCACCAAUCUAAUAGUAAUUCAGUGCAGAAGUUGGCACUGAAGCUAUUACCUUAAAUGGACUGUGUUGCUUCAUCUGAAUGCAACAGAGAAGGACCAGAUUACUUUGGGCUUUUUGCAUCUGAGGUGGCAGAGUUAAUUACUCAGGAUGAAGAUUUUCUGCCAAUUUCAGAUCAGAUAUUUGAGAAAUCUGGGAAAGUAAACGGCGCUGUUGAACAAAAGAAUAGUAGUAUGAAUAGCUAUAUCACCAAUGAGUUUAAAUAUAUUGGCGGUUGUGCUUCCUUAUUUUCCGAUUGUUUUGGAUCUCAUGUUUCUAAUUUUGGAAAGGAAAGAUUGAAGUUGUUGCUUCGACAAAGUAUUGUUGCCCUUUCAGGGGAAGUUGACGAGAUUCUGGAUCCUGUAUUUUCCGUAUGUCAGUUGCGGUCAUGCCUAAGGUACAAAGAAAAUUUAUUAGAUCAAGAGAACCAUCCUAAGAAGAAGCUCAAAGCAUCCCUUCUCUCAGAUUCAGAAAGAGAGGACUUGAAUAUCUCACCAUCUAGAGGAGAUACUUCGAAUGAUGUUAAAAAACUCGAAAGUAAACAGUUAAAAGAAUCCCCUGCAAAGAAGAACCAAAAUAAAUUGGGUUCAAAUGCUGGAGCAACUCCUGAAGACGGGGAUGUCCACAAUGAUUUGCAGUUUUUGCUACAAACUGAUAGCACAAAGGUUGAGAGUGUGAUGAAGAAGCAUUGUGAUGAACUUUUAGCGACGCUUGGAUACAUGGAGAAGAAGCUGGAAGAACUUCUUGAUGUUGUUAUGUCGAAUUGCAGGUUAAUGACCUUACCUGAAAAAAAACAUCUUCGACAGCUGAUACAGGACCUUCCACCUAAGAAUCUUGAUCAUGUUGUCCAGAUUCUCUGCCGUGGUAAGGAAGUAGAGAAACAUUCUUGCAGUGAGGUGCAUGUUGAUUUAGAAAACGAGGACAAAGCAACACUCUGGAGAUUGUAUUUCUACAUUGAAACAGUUGAAAAUGCUAAGAGGCUUCGCGGGAUAUAAUACUUAAUAGUGACAACUGACGAGGCCCUUCAUGAUAAGGGUGGGCAUGGUAUGGCCUUUAAUGCUUACAAGCUGCAGAAAGACUUAACCAAACUGUACAUGGUGCAAAUCUUUUAGUUGAAAGAAAUCUCUGGUGGUGAUGCCGUCUGAUUCAAAUAUUCUGGAGGCCAAUGGUUGGUUGUAGACUUGUAGUGUAUAGAUAGAACUCAGCCUUGAGUGCAGAUUGCUCGUCUUUGACGACAGAUGCACGAACAUAUAUUAUAUGGUUGUGUACGGUGCCAGUCAGUUUUGGGCCUUUGGCUAUCUGUUAUUUCUAGCAAUGUAGACAAACAACAAUAUGAUGAUUCAGGUACCAACAAUUGUAAAUUGCCUCAUGGUACGUUAUGCACCAGCCACCAGGUGAAACUUUGUCAUUA